Messenger RNA from Oncorhynchus gorbuscha (pink salmon), 1504 nucleotides. RefSeq names its product forkhead box protein I1c-like. NCBI's taxonomy places the organism in Eukaryota, Metazoa, Chordata, Actinopteri, Salmoniformes, Salmonidae. Gene Ontology annotation, biological process: anatomical structure morphogenesis; regulation of transcription by RNA polymerase II; cell differentiation. The coding region runs from base 16 to 1242 and encodes 408 amino acids. The record is from RefSeq and is a predicted model, not a curated record. Gene Ontology annotation, molecular function: RNA polymerase II cis-regulatory region sequence-specific DNA binding; DNA-binding transcription factor activity, RNA polymerase II-specific. The transcript is spliced from 2 exons.
CCUCCCGAGUGGAGCAUGAACUCCAUCGACCCUUCAGUACACCACACCUCGUCUUCAACAGCAAGCUCUCUCCAACCCCAGCCCAAGAGCACCCAGGAGCCGCCGGAGAUGGCUGUCUACUGCGAUAACUUCAGCAUGUACCACCAGCCUGGACUCCAGAGCGCACAGAGACCGUCUGGAUACGGCCUGGGAGAUUACGCGUCAUCCCUGUGGUUGAACGGGCCCCCUGUGAACUCCUCCACCCCCUACCUGCACGGAAACAACACAGCAUCCUUUAUGCCACCUUCCUACGGUACCCAGCGGCAGUUCCUUACCAACUCUCCCGGGUUCGGGGGUCCGGACCUGGGUUGGCUGUCCAUCGCCAGUCAGGAAGAGUUGCUAAAGCUGGUCCGUCCUCCAUACUCUUACUCUGCGCUCAUCGCCAUGGCGAUCCAGAACGCACACGAAAAGAAGUUGACCCUGAGUCAGAUCUACCAGUAUGUCGCGGAUAACUUCCCGUUCUACAAGAAGAGCAAAGCGGGGUGGCAGAACUCUAUCCGACACAACCUGUCACUCAACGACUGCUUUAAAAAGGUCCCCCGCGAUGAGGACGACCCAGGUAAAGGGAACUACUGGACGUUGGACCCUAACUGUGAGAAGAUGUUUGACAACGGGAACUUCAGGAGGAAGAGGAAGCGUCGCUCCGACUCCACUAACAGCACCAAAACAGAGGACGGCCGAGCAGCCCCGCCCAUCAAGACCUUAGACAGCCCCCAGCUCCUAGGCCCCGCCUCCCCAGACAUGGAGGUGGUCAGUGAGGGGCACAAGAGCUCCUCCCCCCUGGGCCUGGUGUCCGGUGGCACUCCGUGUUUUAAUAACUUCUUCAGCAGUAUGGCUGGGCUGGGCUCCGGGCCUCUAGGGGCCUCCGUUCCUCUCUCCUCUGGUCCCUCCAGCAGACAGACUAGCUCUCUGGGGCUGGUCAACGAGCUGACCAAUAGGAACAUUACAGCCCUCCAUAGCAGCCCAUACCACAACCACACACCCCACACCCCCACCCCAGGCCAGGACAGUCACAGCCCGGGACUCUCAGAGGCGGGCCUCGGGGGCCACGGCCACCCAGCAGACAGCCUGUCUCCCUUCAACAGAGGACUGUACUACAACACAUUCAGUGGAGGGGGGCAGGCAGGACAGUUCAACAGCCACUUCUAUAACAGCUUUAGUGUCAACAACAUCUUAUACCCCCGAGAGGGCACAGACGUAUAGUCACUAACUUAUAGCCACAUAUAGCAUAUAGUGUAUAGUCACGGACUUAUAGCCACAUAUAGCAUAUAGUGUAUAAUCACGGACUUAUAGCAAGGGGCUAUGACAGGUCUAGGUGGUCAGCCAUAUCAGAGGGCUUGGCAAACCAGUCAAUACAUAAGGACUUCACAGGACAGAUACAGACCAGUCCAUUCAUAUGACAGAGACAGACCAGUCCAUUCAUAUGAUCUUCACAGGACAGAGACAGACCAGUCCAUUCCUAUGG